CAGAAUAAAGGGGCGUAUCCACUAGCUAUCUUACAGCUAGUAGCAUCCAUUGCAUUAGGCUAAAGCUGCACGUUUUCAGACAACUGAAGAUUUUGCAAGUAUGUAUCUCUACGUACAUGCUAUUAUGAGCACAGGAAUGACCUCUCCAGAGCUAGAUCUAUGGACAGAUCACACUGGCUGGAGAGAUUUCUAAAGUGGGUGUGGCUCGUACUUCUCUAAGUACGAGUACGUACGAGUAGUGAUGUGAUUGUGCCAUCACGGGAUCGAAGGCCAAGAGCAAGGCCAGAGCUAGCCUCGACCCCCGGCCGAUCCGUCUCCAAUUGAACGCUAGGUCGCCUACUUAUUUUUCAACAUCGUUCUAUUAAAAAAAAAAUCGGCCUGGGACCGAGGCUAGGCCAGAGCUCGAGCCGCUACAGCCCGGCUAAGACAAAAUUAUGGAGGAGAAUUUAUAUCAAGAUUUUGUUAUAAUUGGUACAGGUGAUUAUGACUUCAAUAGUUCAGAUUCUGAAUCGGAGUCCGGUUUGCCAGGCAGGGGAGUUUCAGUAGACCCAAUUCCAGUCUCAGAUGCACACGUGGGUGAGAGUAUCGGGGCUCGUCCUGUACCGGCAGUGUCGAACAAUCAAGAUACUAAUAAUACUGUCACCUGCGAGAUUGAUGAGGAUGAAUUCUGUGUGAUCACUAUUAAUAAGUGUUUCCCUGAAAGGUCAGCGUUAGAUUUGAAUUUAAACGUUCAACCUAUUGAAGAAUCUGGCACACAUAACAACCAGGCUCCCUCAGAACCAGAGCUGAACACUCUCCCCCCAGAACCAGAGCCGAACACUCUCCCCCCAGAACCAGAGCUGAGCACUCUCCCCCCAGAACCAGAGCUGAGCACUCUCCCCCCAGAACCAGAGCUGAACACUCCUUCUGCAGAACCAGAGCUGAGCACUCUCCCCCCAGAACCAGAGCUGAACACUCCUUCUGCAGAACCAGAGCUGAAUAGCUGCGUGUCAGAGUGUACAGAUCCUUCAUUGCCAACAGAUGGAUCCGUCAAAAUGAUUCUUCCGUUGCACAGCCCUGUCAUUGUGGUAGAUUGUCACUGGUUUUUGUUGCAACAAGAAACUGAUGACUUUGAACGUCUAAACAGCUAUGGCAUUAUUAACUGAGUUCAAAUCAAGCAGCAAUUCAACAAAUCGACGGUUGCUUUGUGUGAACUCCAUUUGGCUCGCUGUUGUGCAUAUAUUAUUUGCAUGUCCUAAAUCUACUUGCUAUUGGACUCUAAAGCCGUUACUCCAAACAGAACAUUAAUUGUUUAUAAUGAUGUGUUUAAUGGAUGUGUUAUUAUUAUUAUAUCCAGGAGUACAUUACUCCUUAAUUACUA
This is a messenger RNA of Halichondria panicea, 1360 nucleotides long. Its product is annotated as fibronectin-binding protein A-like. The record is from RefSeq and is a predicted model, not a curated record. The coding region runs from base 435 to 1145 and encodes 236 amino acids. Lineage: Eukaryota; Metazoa; Porifera; Demospongiae; Suberitida; Halichondriidae. The transcript is spliced from 3 exons.